GGAACUGGAAACUGAUAUAAUCGUCCUAUUUUCACAACUCGUAGUCCAUCUGGUGGAACAGGGGUUACUUCCGAACACCGGGCAGAAGUGAUUUCGGAACCGAGGUGGAUUUGCACUGCGGAUAUUAACCGUAGAUCACUUUCUCAAUUGUGCAAAAAAAAUGUCCAUGGAUGAUGAUUACUAUUUUCAGUACAAAGGCUGUAACUUUGUUGCAUCUAUCUACAAAAAAGACUACUUGGAGCAACUGGAACAUAUUGAAAUACGGGAUUCGGAUGUCUUCAUUAUGACAUACCCUAAAUCUGGUACCAUAUGGAUGCAACAUAUAAUGAGUUUAAUUUAUUCUGAUGGUGAUAUAGCUGCUGUAGAGAGUAAACCAGCACUGGCACGUGUUCCUUGGAUUGAAGUGCACAGCACAAAUUUUUCAGCACGCCCAUCGCCUCGACUGAAUGCCAGUCAUUUGCCCUACCAUCUAGUUCCUAAAGCUUUGAAGGAAAAGAAAGGAAAAGUUAUCUAUGUUGCACGGAAUCCUAAGGAUGUCCUGGUCUCUUCUUAUUAUUUCCAUAUCCAUUUUGCCCUGUAUGAAUCACCAAAGGAUUUUCAAGACUUCUUUGAAAAAUUCAUUGAUGGUAGAGUGGAAUUCAGCUCCUGGUUUGACCACAUCAGGGACUGGUAUGUUCACAAGGAUGAGUUCAAUUUCUUGUUCCUAACCUAUGAGGAGUUGCAGAAGGAUCUUGCAGCAUCAGUACAAAAAAUUUGCAACUUUGUUGGAAGGCAAUUGGAUGCUGAAAAACUUGACAGCGUGAUAAAAAACAGCACGUUUGAUAAAAUGAAAAAGAAUCCAAUGGCUAACUAUGAAGGAAUUCCCACAAAAUGCUCAGGGGGAUCAUUUCUUCGUAAAGGGACAGUUGGUGACUGGAAAAAUCACUUCACAGUAGCUCAAUCUGAGAUGUUUGACAAAAUUUUCCAAGAGAGAAUGAAGGAUGUGGCAUUGGAGUUCAUCUGGGAUAAAGAAUAAGUUAAAAAAAAAAGGAUAAGAAUAAGUAAAAGGCAAUAACUUGUAGAAUGCGAUGUUCCAGAAAUAAUAGAAAAUAUUUUCAGCCCAUACUUAAGCUUACCUUUAAGCAGGUUAUGGUGAAUUUAUAGACGUUAAACUAAUGAAUAUCUAUACCACUCAAUGUAUGAAGGGUUGUGUACAUGUAUGUACCAGCUGUUUUACUGUUAACCAUAAAAACAUUUGGUCCUGUGAAUUGGAAAGAAAAUUUGACAGUUGGGACAUCUUUCCUUCUAUGGUUGGAGAAUACCCUUUACUUUCAAAUACGGGACACAAAUAUUUAAUGAGGCAGAAACCCAUCAACCAUAUUCAAAAUGACUUAAAAUUAAAUAUUUCCUUGGACAAAAAUACAAAUGUUUAAUCUAAGUUCAUGUGAGCCGAGGAAUGAUGUCAGUGAUUCUUUAGUCUAACCUCAGUCUGGAUGUGGAUAGUUCCUAAUAAAGAUUCUUUCAGGUUUUAUUUUUCCAUGAAAGGUUGUAUAUAUUAAGCUGUAAGAUUCAAGUAUGAUUUACCAAAAGACACUUGCAUAUCAUAUUUCAUUCCGAACGUAGAAACAGCUUGAUUAUUGAUGGUGCUGGUAUACUAUGCUGCACAAGAGUCUUUUACCUUCACUUCUAAACCUCUUCAACAUAUUUUCCUAUUCCUUUUUAUUCCUUGUGUUAGAUGUGUUAAAUAUUAUUGACAUUUGCCUCAAAUAUUUCAUGUGGUAGUAAGCCCCGAGGUUAGUACUGACCCACAAUCAGUUCACUUAUCAGUUUCCUGUGGAAUAGUAGCUAUUAUUAUUUUGUCAGUGUCGGUAUAUUUUUGUUUUACUAGCAUUGAAUUGUACGUCCUGUAGCUGUAGACUGGGGAUAGAUAUCAAUUCCUUGAAACUAGGACAUUGAUCUCAAGUACUCCAAAGUGGAUGAUAUUGAGUUUCUAGAAUAUGGUGUGGCUAUAUCCAUUUGGUUAUGUAUUGACUAUUCAGUUAAGUGAUGAGUAUACUGUUGCACUAAACUUUAUUGAUGGGAUUUUGAGGGAGAGAGAGCAUCUAUUGCACAGGCACAGUACUGAUAAUUUUCUGAUAUUGAAAUCUAUAGAUCCUGAUAAAUGGGGAUCCUGACUCUGUGUAGUGAAGAAGUGAUGGUUAAGCACUUGCAUUUUGGAAAUAAUCAUUUAACUAGAACUUAAUUAUUACCUUACAUAGGUUAACUGAAGCCUGGAUGUUGUUCUGGUUCUGUUGUAGGCUGGGCUAAGCUGUUUCACCCUGGAAGUUGAGGAAGUUGGUGAAUAAUACCUUACUAGAAAGUUGAUCUUGACCUUGUGAUGGAAUAAAUGAAAUUGAUUCAACUAUUGAGUACACACUGAGAAUCUUUGUCUGUUUAUUUUCCCAAGGCACUUGCUGCCCCAAUUGGUUUCCAAAGGCUGUUUAUAGGGUUGCAUUUUUACAUCUGGGAAAGAAAGCAAAUGAGACGGAUAAUGUGAUUAAAUGCAAGUUAUGCCUUUGAAAUUACAGUAUCGGUUAAUGAACAAGACUCAUUUUUCAUGUAAAUAAUUGUUUUCUAUAUUUUAAGGGAAAUAGCCAUUCAGUUUUUUUAUUGUGGUUUACUCUGAUUAAAUGAAAAAUGCACACUUUUAUAGCAUGUAUAAACUAAAUUGUAUUUUAAUGUUAACACAUGGUUUUAUCUUGAUUGUAAUUGAUUAAAAUUAGAUGGUGUAUUGGAUAUGCUGAUGCUAGGAAAUAAAUCUGAUUAAUCAU
Molecule: messenger RNA, 2789 nt
Organism: Pristis pectinata (smalltooth sawfish)
Lineage: Eukaryota; Metazoa; Chordata; Chondrichthyes; Rhinopristiformes; Pristidae
Product: amine sulfotransferase-like
Exons: 7
Coding region: 161-1015 (284 amino acids)
Biological process (GO): sulfation
Cellular component (GO): cytoplasm
Molecular function (GO): sulfotransferase activity
Source: RefSeq, a predicted model, not a curated record